AUGCUGGUCCUGUCAUCAACUUCAACAUACAUACCUCCAGAACUAUUUGCUGUUUUUCGCCCUGCUCCUGCCCAGCCUGUCAUUGAACAUGGAAUACCACCUGCUGUACAUGAUCCGCAAUCUCUUGUGCAAUCUGGUUGGCAACAUGGCCCCAACCUUACUCUCGAUUCUUUCUGCAUGCUGUAUGGGCUUAGCGAGGAGAUCAGGACGAAGCUGCAUGAGAAUGGUUAUACUAGUGCUGACAUGCUGACCUUCAUCGUCGUACCAGAACUCAAGGAGAUGGGCUUCAAAUAUGGUGAGAUUGCAGUGCUGAAAGCAGCCAUGAGAUGGUGGUGCCAGUCACUGUUAAGACCAUGCACAAAGGGUAGGACUGAUUCUGAGGGGCUUGGCUUCAGCUCAUGCGCUGCGCCCCUUACCUGA
Messenger RNA from Suillus fuscotomentosus, 420 nucleotides. RefSeq lists its product as uncharacterized. NCBI's taxonomy places the organism in Eukaryota, Fungi, Basidiomycota, Agaricomycetes, Boletales, Suillaceae. The transcript has a single exon. The coding region runs from base 1 to 420 and encodes 139 amino acids. The record is from RefSeq and is a predicted model, not a curated record.